This is a messenger RNA of Juglans microcarpa x Juglans regia, 1986 nucleotides long. RefSeq names its product ATP sulfurylase 2. Gene Ontology annotation, molecular function: adenylylsulfate kinase activity; sulfate adenylyltransferase (ATP) activity. The record is from RefSeq and is a predicted model, not a curated record. The transcript has 5 exons. Lineage: Eukaryota; Viridiplantae; Streptophyta; Magnoliopsida; Fagales; Juglandaceae. Gene Ontology annotation, biological process: sulfate assimilation. The coding region runs from base 298 to 1749 and encodes 483 amino acids.
GAGAAACUAACGGAAUGUUACAAUCCGUUACAAUCCUGUGAUAAUAAGCACCCGACCGGCCUGUAGCUCCUCCCAUCGAAGAACGACUGUGGCAUGAUUGCUUUCAACUUUCAAGGCCUCGAACUGUCACAGAAAAAAAAAAACGUGUCUACUGUGGGGAAUCUUGCUGCUCUUAUUCCAUUUCCCAAACAUGACGUUCGCCAAAUUUAUUGGCGCAGGUACGGUCCCGCAAAGUGGUCGGAUCUCUCCGUCACUUCCCAGUUUCAGUUCUAAAACCCACAAAAAACUCCCACAAGCAUGUCUCUGAGCAUGAAAUUACACGUCACCAACCACCUUAAUCGGAAGCUGUAUCCCCAAACCAGCGAGAGAAGUUCGUACACAGAUUAUAAGACCAAGAUCCGAACCAACCCAAUUUAUCAUCGGAACCCAUUGAUCUCCAAAGCGUACAAACCCACAAUGCAUGUUUCUUCUUCUUUUUCUUCUUGUUGUCCGGUCAAGAGCUCCCUGAUUGAUCCGGACGGUGGGGCUCUGGUGGAUCUCGUGGUGCCGGAGAGCGAGCGGGUAAAGAAAAUUUUAGAGGCGGAGGCAUUGCCCAAGGUGAGGCUGACAAAGAUCGACAUCGAGUGGGUGCUCGUAAUCAGCGAGGGGUGGGCGAGCCCACUGAGAGGGUUUAUGAGAGAGAACGAGUAUUUGCAGAGUUUGCAUUUCAGUUGCUUGAGAAUGGAGGAUGGGUCUGUGGUGAACAUGUCGCUUCCCAUUGUUUUAGCUAUUGAUGACGAGACCAAGGAGCGAAUUGGGUCGUCUCCCAACGUGGGUUUGGUUGGACCCAAUGGAGAUUUGGUCGGUAUUCUUCAAAGCAUUGAAAUAUACAAGCAUAACAAAGAAGAAAGAAUAGCUAGAACUUGGGGUACAACUGCUCCAGGAUUGCCAUAUGUUGAGGAGGUUAUCACUCCAGCUGGAAAUUGGCUGGUUGGUGGAGACCUGGAAGUCUUGAGUCCUAUCAAAUAUAAUGAUGGACUUGAUCACUACAGGCUCUCACCUCAACAACUCCGGAAGGAAUUUGACGGGCGACAGGCAGAUGCAGUUUUUGCUUUUCAAUUAAGGAACCCCGUCCACAAUGGGCAUGCCUUACUAAUGAAUGAUACACGCAGGCGACUUUUGGAAAUGGGUUACAAGAAUCCAAUUUUAUUGUUGCAUCCUUUGGGAGGUUUCACAAAGGCAGAUGAUGUUCCUCUGGAUGUUCGGAUGGAGCAACAUAGCAAGGUCCUAGAAGAUGGAGUUCUAGAUCCAGAGACAACGAUUGUAGCCAUAUUUCCAUCACCUAUGCAUUAUGCCGGUCCAACUGAAGUACAGUGGCAUGCAAAAGCACGAAUAAAUGCAGGUGCCAAUUUUUACAUUGUUGGUCGUGAUCCUGCAGGUAUGGGUCAUCCAACUGAGAAGAGGGAUUUAUAUGACCCCGAUCAUGGGAAAAGGGUCCUAAGCAUGGCUCUUGGCCUGGAGAAGCUAAAUAUUUUGCCUUUUAGGGUGGCAGCAUAUGACACUGUGGAUAAAAAGAUGGCAUUUUUUGAUCCCUCACGUGCAAAAGAUUUCCUCUUCAUAUCAGGAACCAAGAUGAGGACUUAUGCAAGGAAUGGAGAGAACCCUCCUGAUGGUUUUAUGUGCCCCAGUGGGUGGAAGGUGCUCGUCAAAUAUUAUGAGAGCUUGCAAGCUGAAGAGGCGUCCCUGCAGCAAGCUGUGUUAACUACUUAGAUCUAAAACAGAGUUUUUCGUGAGUUAACUCCUUUUCUUAUUUUCCCUUUCUUACCUAUUUUUGGAGUAAAUGGCAAAAUUAUAUUGCAGUAGGGACCAAGGAGCAGUACUAUUUCAUAUUAGUAUUAAUUAGCAAGACACGAGAAUGAGCUAAACCUCUCUUUGAUGAGUGGGUGGGCUUCAUUUUUCAAGUCAGAUAUAUUUGGUAUGCGUGUAAAAUAUACUUAAAUUUCUUAA